Messenger RNA from Saccostrea cuccullata (small rock oyster), 4885 nucleotides. RefSeq lists its product as uncharacterized. The record is from RefSeq and is a predicted model, not a curated record. Lineage: Eukaryota; Metazoa; Mollusca; Bivalvia; Ostreida; Ostreidae. Bases 545 to 3685 code for a protein of 1046 amino acids. The transcript is spliced from 6 exons.
UUUUGUUGCAGACACUUCACGCAAUUGUUUUUUUUUUUUUUUGCGUUAUAAACAAAAGGUAUAUCUUUAUCCGAAAUAUUUUAAAAAGUCAUUAAAAGGUCAUUAUAGUAUUUGGGACCUAUUUAUUUCAUGAGUCUUCAUUGACCAAUUAGUGGAACCAGCAAUGUAUCUUUGUUUGUUAAGAUUUUUGUUAUGGAGUUGAAGAACCCGGUACAGUGCCGUGUUUACAGAAGGGGAAAAAACUAUUAAAUUUGAUAAAAGGGCAAUGUAACAAAAGAGCCAAAGACGUCAUCUUUAGAGUCUCUUGGAGUCAGGAAAAUACCUUUCCGUGUUAAAGCUAAAGAUCAACGCAUUUUGCAGGACGUACGACCGUUUCAAUCUUACGAGUUAUAAGACUUUAAUUCUAUUUUUGUAUGCAACUUAUAAAUUGUCCUUGUAUUUUUUUCACUGAUUAUUUCAAAUGAACUAUAUUUCAAGAAGCUUGGGAAAAAUACUAAGUACAGAUUUAUACAUCUGUAAUUCAGUGUGGCAAAACUGAAUUGUUAUGGGUUCUUUUUUAUCAAUUCCUAAUCCUGGUAGAAAAGAUGAACAUCUACUCACAAAACUUAAACCACCAAGGAAAUCAAAAUCAGGGCAUAUAUGGACUGAUGAUUUGCCAACGCAAGAAAAUUGUUAUUGCGUUGAUAAUAGAAAGAAUGUACCUUAUCAUUCUGUUAUGAAAUUCCAUGAACAAGACGCUACAAAUGUUAAACUCGAAAACGCUGAAUCCAAGAAAAUGAACAUAAACCUUCAACACACAUCAGAUAUCAAAAGCCCUGUGAAGGAUACUACUUUUCGGAUUCGAGAAAAGGACUUUCCAAUUGACCAAUCAGAGAAAUCAAGAUCGUCGCAGUUUCAAACUGUAGAUAACUACUCAAAUGACGUAUUAAAAAGCAAACGCUUGUUGGAGGAAACUGGAUUUCACUUCUUGAUUCCUCAAUUAGUUUAUGCCUUUAACCAACUGCAAGCGGAAGCCUCUCGAUCUUCAUAUCAUAAAGACGAAAUAAUGAACUAUUACGAAGAAUUAACUAAGCAAAGCAAUAAAUUUGCUUUCGUUGUGACAGGCAUAAUCGGAAAGGAUAAAUCUCGAGCAAGUUUAUUAUUAUUUGAACGAUUGAAAAAUUUGAAUGAGGCGACUCCCUUUGCAGUGAGAAACAUUAGGGAACUUGAAUCUAUUCAAGUUCUCCCUGACAUCAAAAUGACAAUACUUGUGGACGGACUGUUUGAACAAAUUACAUCUUUGGCAACUCUCAAAGAAACAGUAUCUAGCCUCGACAAUUUUUUCAAGUUGCUCAAUACCUGGUCAGAAAAUAAUACUAUCAUAAUAUCAAUGGAAAAAGAAGUUCUCAACUUCCUUAAGAUUUCAAGUGCUGCAGAGGACUUUCUUCAAAAAAGCUUCGUAAUCGAUUUGACAGACAAGGUAGAAAAGAACAUGAAGGAAAUAUUCACGCACAUUAAUGACAUGGACGAGAAAUGUUUUUCGUGUUUGUCUUCGGUGCUGUUGAAUCCUGGUUUGAGCUUUCAAUGUUCAGCAGCUUCUCGCAUACAUCAUUCUGAUCUUUUUCGCAAUGAUUUCAUGAUUCCACAAAAAAUCGCAGAGUCUUUUGUUGGGAUUUAUUUAGAGAAAGAAGAUAGCUGCUAUUAUGUUAAUGAUGAAAAUAUCCGAAAGGUUUUGUGUCAAGUUCAUUUAAAGCGAAAUCCAGAGGUAUUUCUUGAAAUAUGUCCUUUAAGAUACCUCAGUUACAUUAUGGACCAUGAUGAUGUUUGCAUAACGAAAGAUACUUUUUAUGGAACAUUGCUCUUACGUUUUUUUAACGAAAUAAAAAUGCAUCCUUCACAUUCCCUGUUUGAGGAAUUUGCGCGACUUUUGGAGAUGAAAAACUUUGAUGAACAUAUAUUUUCUUUCGACGCUGUGAAAGCAAAUAUUGCUCAAAUUCCGAGCACAAUCAAGGCCCAUUUGGCAAAUCAACUAGCAGUGAGUGGAAAGGAUGAGUUUUCAUCCCUUAUACAGAUGUUGGUAAAGGACCUCAAUUUGACUGCAAAAAAUGUAUCUAAAAUGUCAUAUGAUGAUAUCUCAAAAUUGUCCGAUGAAAAUAUAGCUCAUUCAAGAUCCACUUUUACUUCAAUAGCUUGCGAAUUUGAUAUGACAAGGUAUGAAUGGGGUCAAAAAGCUGAAAAUAUUUACCCUGAUUGUCUUUCCAACCAAGUGCUUGAAAGGUUGGUAAAAAGUGUUCAUAUGUCUGAUACGUUGAUGGCAAAAAUUUUAAUUAGAGCAGUUGAGGAAAACUUUUGCUGCCAGUUUAGCGUCGGAUCUGAAUAUGUUUGGACAGGAUACAGGUUUCAAAAACAGAGAGUUACUUGCAAUGAGUAUGUCAUUAUUGUGCGUAUGGAAGGCUUUAAAUGUACGGCAAAAGAAGUGCUUCCUUUAAAAUAUUGCGGACUUGAAGUCCUUGUAAAAGGAAUCUCUGAAGUUGAUGGUGAAUCACGUGCAAUUAUGGAAGAUGAGGCUAAGUUUAACCUCGACAAAAAUUUGGUGAUACACGAUUGGGUCAUAAAUAGCUUACUUCGAUCCCAUAGUAACAUAACUGGGAUUACAACAUCAUCCGUAUUAUCAAGGAAUUACAAACCUGGCAAACCACCCAAUAUCGAACCAGUUUCCUGUAUUGUUAUAUCAUGCCACACAAAAGGUAUAAUUCCAAUGGGCGAAAAACCAUUUCCUACGAAUAUAAAUGGUUAUCCUGUGGAUGUACGUGAAUCUUGUGCAGCUAUUUCUGCAAUUCGCCAUCCUCAAAUAGGAGACAGUAUCAAAUCAAGCACUGCUGAAAUGGGUAAGGGCACCUUAGGAGGAUUCGUUUUUGUUGGCAACAAAAUAUAUUACUUAACUGCAGCACAUGUCUUGGUAUUAAAAAUCCAUCUUAAUGAACACUUGUUUAAAAACGCAAAAACGUUAGAUGUCAAAAUUUUAAGAAAAAUUUCUAACGAAUGGAAUGAAUGUGGAAAACUGGAGAGAGGGUAUUUUGGAGAGAUACGUUUGCAAAGAAAUUUUACGGUAGAUGCUGUUCUUGUCAACGUUGAUUCUGAUAAUCACAAGCCAAAACACCCCUUUCUUCCUCAAGAUAAUGCAACAGAUGCAGGAUUUAUAGAAGGAAGUAAACCGUUUUUCAGUGGGAAAAUAAAAGACGUUUCAAACCUGGACAAACCAUUGAAUAUUGUUAAAUAUGGACAAACAACGUUAUGGACAAAGGGGAGAUUGACCAGUAUUAAUGCUAUGAGAACGAUAAAAAUCAAUCAAAGCGGUAACCGUUAUUUUAUGAGACAUUAUUUCGGUCAAAUGGUUAUAAAAUCUGACCAUGGUAAAUUUGCUGAUCUUGGAGAUUCUGGAUCUCUCGUAUUCAUUGUAAGUGAUUACAACGAUCCAGAAUUAGAGUGCAUUGGACUCCUUAAUGCUGUAGACCAAGCAUCCUGGGAAGUCUAUGCAACGCCAAUCAGAGCGGUUUUGGAGAGUUUGAGACUUGAUGAAAAUGCCUUCAAAAAAUUUGAUCCUCCAUUUACCUUGACGUACUUAAACAUGAUCACAGAAAGAUUAGACUUGCACACUGAAAUUCUUUUCAACAUUCAAGAAAACACCAGACAACAAGCUUCCUGAUCACUCCCUGGUUUGUUUGGGUUUUUUCUACAUUCAAUCGGCUUAUGUGACUACAGUUCAUUCAAAUACAUAAUGCAAUUUUGCAUUAUUCUCCCGAAGUCAACCUAGACAUUGUAAUGGAGAGAACAAUAACAGGAAAAUCACAUAGUUAGAGCUUUGUCGUCUUUUUUUUUAUCGGGUUAAAGUUUUCCAAUGCUUAAAAGAACCUUAUGUGCAUUUGUAUAUCCUUUUGAAAAAGUCUGCAUAGACCAAACUUCUAGAAAAUAUGAGUGGUGAUUGUUGUACACUUUUUCCUUGAAUUAUAAAAGAAUAUUUGUAUUUUAUCAAUUUCAAGAUUCCUGGUAAAGUAUGUUCUCUUUUGUCUACGAACACCUGAUGGCAUUAUAAUCUCGAAUUAAUAAAUUUUGAAAAAAAUUCCGUAGCUAAAGUAUGUUGCGAAUGUCCAAAAGCAUGAAUAUUUAACAUAAUUAUGUAUAUUUAUUAUUUCAUUGAUAAAUAUUUUAAAGAUAAAUGUACUGUAGAAGUACUUUUUCCGCUUAGUAUUUAUUUACGCUGUGUACUUACUCAAAAAUUUUCGACAGAAAUUUGUACAAUCGAAUUUAUUGCAAAUAUAAUACAUAGAAAGAGAGUCUAAAGAUACCCGCGUAAUUUUCUACCAGCGGACUGAAAAGAGUUAGAGAUUCCGCGGAAUUAUGGCCCCGUGGAAGAAAGUACGUCUACAAUUUCCAAUAUAUUGUUUAUUAGUUUCUUUCUCCCUUUUUUAAAGUCUCUAAAGCCUAGUGAUAUUUUGCAGAAUUAAAUUGAGAAUAAAAAUGAGAUAAAUAUGCAUUUAAUCUCAUUAUAUUUACAUCCACUGAAUAUUUUCUCCUCUAUUUCUUAAGAAAACCCAUUGAAUUACUCACUGCAUGAACUACAUUAUGCAUGUCGUCUGUACAGAUUUCUUGAUCAGUGGCUGUUCCAUCAAUGAAACGUAUACAGACGUUCGCAUUAUUAAUACACUAAUUGAUCUUUUUCAUCCUGCUUUAAAUGCUUAUCUAAACAGAUAUAAUUAUAAACAAUAAAAUGUCUUUCUUUGUUUGUUAUCACUGGAAUUAACGGUCGCAGCUAUUGCAGAAAAAAUUCACAUAACCCGCUUACGCGGGUUAUGUAUUUUUUCUGCAACAGCUGCUUCCGUUAAUUCCAGUAAUAACAAACAAAGAA